Messenger RNA from Nezara viridula (southern green stink bug), 2856 nucleotides. The record is from the annotation of a GenBank genome assembly. NCBI's taxonomy places the organism in Eukaryota, Metazoa, Arthropoda, Insecta, Hemiptera, Pentatomidae.
AUGGAAGUACUAUGGUUGUUAAUUAUAUUUAUAAAACAAUUUCAAUGGGUUUACAUGAACUAUGAUUUUAGGCAAGAAGUCAUAAGAAGAUUAGAGUGUUCCUUUGAAGAUAGUGAUUAUGGCUGUCCGAUGAAUGGCGAAUGGUCUAAUUGGGGUGAAUGGGGAGACUGCAUUGGAGAAUGUGGCCAAGUUGGGCUAAGGGAAAGGUUUAGAAAAUGCAACAAUCCCGUUCCAAUAUUUGGAGGGGAAAGUUGUGUGGGACCCUCCCGAUCAACAUUGGAAUGCCGGAUGCCAGGAUGCUCUGAGGAGGAGUAUUACGCAUUGACUGUUUGUGACGCAUUCAGAAGUUCGGAGUUUAAAGUUCUUCAUAAUUUUCAUAAGUAUUACCCGGCACUUAUUCAAAGAUGUCUCCUGGCAGAAUGUCAUUAUAGUGUUGUUAAAAAUAUUCUUCUGAAUCAAACUAGUCGUUAUUGGAAUGCGCUUCAUUGUGUGAAGCACAAUAAUGGAUGCCCAGUUCCAGGUGGUUGGAGUCAAUGGGGAAAGUGGAGUGAAUGUUCAGCGCAUUCCGGAAUAGGUAAAAGAAUACGAUGCCGAACUUGCGAUUCACCAAAGCCCACAAGUUUGAAACUGGCUUGCAAAGGUGCAAAUUGCUCUGUAGAGACUUGUCAAAAUCCGCACUUCAAAGAUCCACCUCGUGGUGAGUGGGAAGAUUGGUCUCAUUGGUCACAAUGUACGGCGACGUGCGGUCAAGGUUUGAGGGAAAGAGUUAGGUUCUGUAAUGUACUAGAAGAAGCCGCUGUCACACCGCCGGGGUUUGAUAACACAUCUGGCGAGGACAGUUGUCGGCCAUGGAUGAGCCGCAAAUAUUGCUGCCCUAGACGUAUCAAAAGAAGUACUGGCCAACAUUCUUUUUGUAUCGGACCUCAUACUGAAAUCGAGCCAUGUUUUCUGAAACUUUGUGCAGUGGAUGGGGAAUGGUCCGAGUGGGAGCCUUGGUCGCAGUGCUCCUCGGCCUGCGGGGUGGGGGUCCAGUCCCGCAGCAGGGCCUGCAGCUCCCCGCCCGUCAGCGGCGGAGGCUCCGGCUGCUUCGGCCCCUACACCUGGAUCAGGCACUGCUACCUGGGGCCCUGUCAUGUUUCGAACCGCGAGGUGACGGUGUUCUCAGGAAAUGGCGCCCUAUAUUAUCGGAAGACGGGGCACAGCAGCAGGCUGCUCCACAUCUACGUGCACCUGAAGCCCUUCGGCCUCAACGGGGACGUCCUCGUCCGCUCCCCGACCAGCUGCCCCCAGUCCAGGGUCAAGGCCAGGCUCUCCCUGGCCGCUGGCUAUCUCGUCUUCGUGGCCUCUUCCUGUAGCUGUCACGUCACCUUAGUUAGCAGCAGGCCCGUCAAGAUGUUUAAUUGGCUGAAAGUACUUAUAACGGUUACUAGUCAUGGUGCCCAGAUGAGGCUAGAUGAUAGUGAACACUAUUACAAGAAAGCGUUUAGUAGCAGUAUGAAAUUGCCUAAUUUUGAUAGCGAAAUGGUAGUUGGUGGCAAUUUUAGUGGUCAUAUACAAACACUUUGCAUCAACUUUGUUCAUAGGGAAAUGAAAUCAUCACCUAAACUGAUUUCGGAGGAAAAAUAUAUAUACCCAUCUUCUAUAGCCAAUGUGAUUUUUGAAAAUACUGAAUCUGAUGAAGGAAGAAGUUUAAAUGACUUAAUAUUUGUUCCAUGUGGCAGCAAUACGGUGUUUUCGGUUGAACUUGUAGUGAAAACAGCCUCACAAGACGGAAUUGUGAUGUUAAUAAGACACGUUUCUGAUACAAAGUACCUCAUACUUUCAUUUGAACCAAGGAGGGUACUUCUCCGACUGUUGACCAAUGACUGCAUUCACGAAUGCUUUCAGGCUAUAGAAUCUCAUGUCGGUCAUUGGACAUACAUAGCAAUCGACUUUGACGCAGAAAAAACUUGGGGGCUUGCAGUUAAUGGGGGAUUAAGAAAAAUUGUAAAAAAUUGCAAUGUCAAUUUGCUAAUAUCUUGUUCAGACUAUAUACUGGUAGGAGAUGUUGUGGAAAUAAUACAUAAAUUGGAAGAUACAAAUAAGAUACUUAUAGACAAUUUAAUUAUUCGAAAAAUAUCGGGUGUUCUGGGAUAUGUCCGAGUUAAUAAGAAAAUUAUGGAUUUACACAAUUUACCUGCUAUGGUUGAGAGGGGAAAUACCCCUCUUUCAAGUGAAGCAAUAAGUUAUACGAGACAUUAUGAAGAAAUAGAGAUAGUUUAUGGUCAAGAGCUGAAUCUCACGUGUUAUUAUGGAUUGUACAACGAUAAAGAACAGAACAGUUUUUCUAGCAUUGAUAGUGAUGAAAAUGAACCUUUGUGGAUAAAGGUUGAUACACCUUUGGUACCAAAUGACACAGGACUCAUGGAUAAUAUAGGAAUAAGAUAUACUAUUAUUAAUAAUGGUGAAGUAACAAUGCUUAAAAUUUUUAAUUAUUCAUCGAGGGAAGCAGUUGAAGGAUUUUAUUCUUGUUGGAUUCCAAGAUUGAUCAAUGAUUCUAUUGUUCUUACUUAUGGCAUAACGGUGAUAGACCUGAAAGUAGAAUUUUCCAGUUUUUCGACAUUCAUUUUAAGGAUUUUAUCAUAUUUACUUUUCAUUAUAUAUGUAUCAACGAUCAUAUGGCUAUUGUUUGAAUAUGAAAGGAGCUGCAAAACAAGGAAUGGAAUAUUUUCAAGCAUCAGUGUGGUCAAGGAACUCAGCAGCACACAUAUUUGUGAAAUUUCCCAUGAUUAUUCCUUAAGGUUCAUUCUAAAUAUAAAAAGUAUGAUUAAAAAGAGGAAAAAGCGAAGAAUUAGAUUAAGAAGAAUUAAAAAAUGA